AUGAAAGCGCAGGUGGAUGUGGUUUGCUGUAAAUCAGUAGGAACUGAUCUGUCCAUGCUGGAUAUUGAGGAUUUCAUCACAGAAAUCUGUCAGCUGAAGAAAGAGGUGGCUUCACUGGAGGCAAAGCUGAGAGAAAGAGGAGACAAACUGAACAGAGAGGAUGUGGAGCAGGUUUGGGUGCGUGAGACUGAUGGGACAGAAGCUCAGGAUUCAGUCUGGAGCGUCAGAGAUCAGAGAUCCAGAGACACACAGGACUCAGAGCUCAGCCUCACUUUACUCUGUUAUACUGACGCUCAGGAUCAUGAAUCCACUGAUCAAACCUCUGACUGUAACGCUGGAGAACAGCAGAUGCUGCAGACGCCGCUGAAGAUGUGCUCCGUCAAACUGGUGGACUGCAGGAACCUGAUCGAGAAUGAUAAAGGCUGUUCAUCUUCUGAUGGAGAGACAGACUUAACAUCAAAAGAGCAGCUGACGGCCAACAGUUUCUCCUGCAGCACCUGUGGAAAAACACUGAGUUCAGAGGGUCAUUUAGCAAGACAUGAGAGAAAACGCACAAAACAGACAAACUACAGCUGCAAGAUCUGUAACAUCAGCUUUCCUACCACAGAAGAGAGGAGACUUCAUUCAAAAGAGCACAGCGGGAAGAAGGAGUUUCACUGUGAGCAGUGCGGGAAAGAUUUUUUCAUUCGUUCUAGUUUAAAAGCUCACUUAAAGACUCACGGUGAAAAGUCUUUCCACUGCAGUGAAUGUGACAAGUAUUUCAGCACCAAAGGAAAUCUUGAUGCUCAUAAGCGAAUCCACACGGGUGAAAGACCAUACAAGUGUCCUCACUGCGAGAGAAGAUUCAAUUAUGGAUCUCAUCUGAAGACACACGUGCGUUUGCACAACAAUGAGAGACCGUAUCAGUGCAGUGAAUGUGGCAAAGCCUUUACAGACUCAAGCUCUCUAAAGUCACACCAGAAAAUCCAUUCUGAUGAGAAACCGUUUCAGUGCAAACACUGCGACAAACGAUUCCGUCAAAGAUCUAAUCUGAACUAUCACGAGAGGAUUCACACUGGAGAGAAACCAUAUCUGUGCGCCCACUGUGGGAAAAGCUUCUCUGAUCCACGUUCUUUUGUAUUUCAUAAGCGAGUCCACACCGGAGAAAAACCAUAUCACUGCAGCGUCUGUGGGAAGAGUUUCAGUAAACAUGGCACAUUACAAAACCACAUGAGGACUCAUACUGGAGAAAGACCGUUCAAAUGCUCACAGUGUGAAAAGACGUUUGCUCGAUCAGACGUCCUUAAGGUCCAUCAGCGAGUUCAUACAGGAGAGAAACCUUACUCCUGCUCCAUCUGCAGCGAGAGAUUCGCUUAUUUAGGUAGUUUCCAGACCCACCAGAACAAACACGCUAAAGAACAAACUGCUCCAGAAUCAUCAGAGUGACUUUCAUCAGUCAAUCUGGGAAAGAAAUCUUGUUUGGCUCGUCCUGAAAGUGUUCAUUGAGUUCUUACUGAGUGAACUUUUUUAAUGCUGUGGAUUGAUCCAAGUUCUGUAUAUAAUGUCACGUUUGACAGAGUAAAGCAAUGAUUUUAUGUUAAACAAGACAGAACUAUUAAAAAUUCUCAAAAUAAAAUACUACAAUAAUAUGAUCUCCUAGGUUUUAUAAGGCAUGUUUUAUGUGUUGAAAUGCAUGAAGGAGAGUCUGGCAAAUACACUCUACUUUUUCAUUGUUGGACCGGUUUCUUUUAAUCAAGAGAGAGCCAUGCUUUAACUAUCAAUUUCAUCACUGUUCUUCAAGAGCAUUUGUGCCGCCAUGGAAGGUAAGAUAUUAACUUUGUAGAAACAAAUCCUCUGGGAGGAAAAGUUUGUUGGUUUUGUGGCAGCUACUUGAACUUAACUGUAAUGUCAAAUAGAAUUAAAGAUCAGAUAACAUUAAA
Messenger RNA from Carassius carassius (crucian carp), 1919 nucleotides. Its product is annotated as zinc finger protein 664-like. The coding region runs from base 1 to 1425 and encodes 474 amino acids. Gene Ontology annotation, cellular component: nucleus. Gene Ontology annotation, biological process: regulation of transcription by RNA polymerase II; central nervous system development. The record is from RefSeq and is a predicted model, not a curated record. Gene Ontology annotation, molecular function: RNA polymerase II cis-regulatory region sequence-specific DNA binding; DNA-binding transcription factor activity, RNA polymerase II-specific. The transcript is spliced from 3 exons. Lineage: Eukaryota; Metazoa; Chordata; Actinopteri; Cypriniformes; Cyprinidae.